GGAACAAGCGAUCUGGGCAAUCUGUCCGGCUUGAAGCAUUAUGGCGCCCCAACGUCAUGAUUGGCUCUGAGGACGACUCUCAAGAUGAUCUUGUUCCUCUGGAACUCAAGGCAAAGGCGGUUGCCCAUUCAUAUACCGUUCACUGUGGUCAGCUCGGCAGCCAAAGGGUCGUCGCCAAGGUUGUACGGAAGGACAAUCUCGAUGUCCUGGAUGACGAAGUCAGGUGGUAUCGCAAAGUUGAAUAUCUCUGGGGAAAGGGAGUUGCCGAGCCUUCUGGUUUGUACCAAGGCGACGACCUGGCUCUGUUGUUGUUGAAGCAUCAGGGCGAACCACUCCAGACAUGGUGUGGUCAGCACGCGAACGCAUAUCGGCUUCUUACCGAGCUCCAUCGUUGCAACAUGGUUCAUCAUGCGAUCGAGCUGGACCAUUUUUUGCUGGAUGACAGGGGAUCACUCACCAUCAUAGAUUUCAAAGAGGCAACACCGCACAUUUUUGGCCGUUGCAAUAGUAUCUGCACAGAAAAUUUCAAUGCCGAAAGAUGCAGCCAUCCUCAUCCCUUGAAUGAGGGCAAAAACAUGGUCGACUUCAGAUGGAGAUGAAGCGAACUACCCCUCACCGAGGACCGGGGCGGCAGCGCCGAAGCCAGUGCUUAGUCAGCCGUUGGUGACCACCCAAGAGACCUUGUCCUCGACCGUCCCCCUCUCUUCUCUUGGACGCUUAUGCAUUCACUACAAACUAAUGGCAGCACAGACGGCUACUCGACGCCAG
This is a messenger RNA of Dacryopinax primogenitus, 768 nucleotides long. RefSeq lists its product as uncharacterized. The transcript has 2 exons. Lineage: Eukaryota; Fungi; Basidiomycota; Dacrymycetes; Dacrymycetales; Dacrymycetaceae. The record is from RefSeq and is a predicted model, not a curated record. Bases 57 to 599 code for a protein of 180 amino acids.